GGGCGCGGGGCGGGGGCGGCGGGAUGAAGGGCGGGCCCGGGCCGCGAGCCCUGAGGGGAGGAGUCGCCCUGGCGACUCCCACUUUCUCCCUGUCGGGCUCGGCCUCGGAGGCGGAGGAGCUGGCCGCGGCGCCGGCGGGAGCUCCCGAGGAGCAGCCGCUGGAGGACUGGCGCUCCCCGCAACUGUCGGAGUCGGGGCUCGAGCGUCGCGGCCGGAACAUGGCGCCCUUGACGUUCUGGCGCGGCUGCCAGCGCGUCGUGGGCUGGGUGCCGGUGCUGUUCAUCACCUUCGUGGUCGUCUGGUCCUACUACGCGUACGUGGUGGAGCUGUGCGUGUGUACUAUCUUUGGAAAUGAAGAAAAUGGAAAGACCGUUGUUUACCUUGUGGCUUUCCAUCUGUUCUUUGUUAUGUUUGUAUGGUCCUAUUGGAUGACAAUUUUCACAUCUCCCGCUACCCCCUCCAACGAGUUCUACUUGUCAAAUGCUGAGAAGGAGCGUUAUGAGAAGGAAUUCAGCCAAGAAAGGCAGCAAGAAAUUUUGAGACGAGUAGCACGAGACUUACCCAUCUAUACAACAUCAGCUUCAAGAGCUAUCAGAUAUUGUGAGAAGUGUCAGUUGAUUAAACCUGAUCGGGCACAUCACUGCUCAGCCUGUGACACAUGUAUUCUUAAGAUGGAUCAUCACUGUCCUUGGGUGAAUAACUGUGUGGGAUUUUCUAAUUACAAAUUCUUCAUGCUGUUUUUAUUCUAUUCCUUAUUGUAUUGCCUUUUUGUGGCUACCACGGUUUUAGAGUACUUUAUAAAAUUUUGGACGAGUGAACCAACAGGUACACGUGCAAAAUUCCACGUACUUUUUCUUUUCUUUGUGUCUGCAAUGUUCUUCAUCAGCGUCCUCUCACUUUUCAGCUACCAUUGCUGGCUAGUUGGAAAAAACAGAACAACAAUAGAAUCAUUCCGUGCACCCACAUUUUCAUAUGGACCAGAUGCAAAUGGUUUUUCUCUCGGAUACAGUAAAAAUUGGAGACAAGUCUUUGGUGAUGAAAAGAAAUAUUGGCUGCUUCCCGUCUUUUCAAGCUUGGGUGACGGUUGCAGUUUUCCAACUCGCCUCGUGGGGAUGGAUCCGGAGCAAGCCUCUGUUGCAAAUCCAGAUGACUUCCCCAGAAGUAUUGGCUCAAAUCAGCAUUUUCCUAUCAAACCGCUUAGUGAGUCAAAGAACCGUUUGCUGGACACUGAGUCUCAGUGGCUGGAGAAUGGAGCGGAAGAAUGUGUCAGAGCAGGGACAAAUAACCAUGUUACAGUGGCAGUAGAAAAUUGAGUACCUCUUGCUCAUGACUAACCAUUUGAAUAGGAGCAAGGUAUUUAAGACAUAUUAUGGACUAUUUUCCGUUUUAUUUGCAAGAAAAGAUCAGUGGCAUGAGAUAACUGAAGUCUAACAGAAGAUAUAUUUUUCAAAUGGAAGCCUUUGCACAGUUUGCAGGACCCACAGACGCCCUUCUCCAGAGCAGAGCGAUGCCUUAAUCCAGACUGGCCUUCCGUGCAGCACACACCCAACUACGGGCCUGACUGAAUCCCUACCUUGGAAGUAACGCUUACUUGAUAUGCGAUGCUAUAACAUGAGCUAUUAACACCUGCUAACGCGGCAUUCGUGUUUUCUUGAGAUCUGAGUUACUGUCAGAGUUGGUUCUGAGCAUCCAUAGAAAUGUUCAUUCCUCAAACACAAGCUAGAAACAUGAGUGAUUUUCGGGAGGAUGGUGGCUGAGUGAUAUCCAGCUUACUGCUGCUUGUACUGCAUAAGGAAAAAACUUGCUUUUUUUUAAUUGAGUGUUUGCUAAUUUAUAAUUACUGUUUUAUACUUUUCAACAUUUUUAAUAAAUUUUUUUUAUUUUUGGCUAUAAAAUAGUACUCAGAAGGAUUCAUAUACCUAAAUCUAAUAUUUAGAACA
Messenger RNA from Ochotona princeps (American pika), 1940 nucleotides. RefSeq names its product zinc finger DHHC-type palmitoyltransferase 20 (gene ZDHHC20). NCBI's taxonomy places the organism in Eukaryota, Metazoa, Chordata, Mammalia, Lagomorpha, Ochotonidae. Gene Ontology annotation, biological process: synaptic vesicle maturation; protein targeting to membrane; peptidyl-L-cysteine S-palmitoylation. The record is from RefSeq and is a predicted model, not a curated record. The transcript has 13 exons. The coding region runs from base 24 to 1313 and encodes 429 amino acids. Gene Ontology annotation, cellular component: endoplasmic reticulum; Golgi apparatus. Gene Ontology annotation, molecular function: protein-cysteine S-palmitoyltransferase activity.